AUGAUCCCAAUAUCUUAUCCUUCUCCCAGAGUUUCACAACUUGAUGCUGGUAUCUUGGACUCGGAAUUAUUUUCAUUAUUGAAGGAACAACUUUCGUCGAUUUUUCAACUACACAGUACAAGCAGAUACUCAUUUAGUCAACACCCGGAGCUAUAUUCAUUGUUACUUAACUUAUUAAUCUUUAGACUCACGGUCUGGAAAUCAGGUUCAUCUUAUGGUUCUUCUUUGCAAAAUUUAAAGUUAACAGAUUCAAGAUCAGGGAAAAUCAUAGGGAGCUCUCGAAAAGCUUUAUUAGGAGCUGUUAUUAUUGGUGGCUAUUUGUACAAGAAAUUGGAAUCAUACCUCUUCUUCUUGGAUGAAUCAUCUACCCAAAAUUCACAUUCAACUUUGGACAAAUUGAAAAAUUACUUGUUGAUCAAUAGAACAUCAAUUCUUUCUGGAUUGGAGAACUCUUUGAAAAUUGCUAAUUUGGUCAACUUUACAUUUUUUUUAGUAAAUGGACAAUAUUCAUCGUUGGUUAAUAGAAUAUUGGGAAUAAUAGAAACUCCAAUAUCAUCGGAUUUGUUGAAAUUCAAUGGAAGCAAUGUAAAUUAUGAGUUUCAAAAUAGACAAUUGGUUUGGAAUGUCAUGACUGAGUUUCUUGUAUUCAUUUUGCCAUUGUUGCAAUUACGGAAAUUGGGUAGAAUGACAAGAAAACUAUUAGGAAGGUCAAAGAAUUCAUUAGACGUUCAAUCAGGGAACGUUCCAACUUUGACUUCAUAUACAAAUUUACCUGUUUCAGAAUGCGCCAUAUGUCAUGACAAUAACAAUCAGGCAUCACAGACGGGUGGUAGGACUUUUCCAUCUGCAGGACCUGUCACCAAUCCUUAUAUUACUAAUUGUGGACAUGUAUAUUGUUAUGUGUGCAUUUCCACGCGGUUCAAUAUGAUUAAAGUCAAUGGUGAAGAUAUGCCCUGCCUUCGUUGUGGUAAAAGAUUGGAAUGGUUUGAAGAAUUUGGAUUAGCUGAUGGUGCAGUUGAUGAAGAUGCUAUUGUAUUGAGUUUUGAAAAUGAUGAAAGUGACGAGCAAGAAGAGGAGCUGGACGAAGAAGGUAGUAUAACAAGCGAAAAAGAAGUCCAUUCUUAUGAACCUGAACUCAGUCAAAACCGAAUUCAGAGACACUUGAGUGAGCGGUCAACAAUUUUUGACGACCAGAGUGCAGAUGAGUUUAGUGAGGAUGAAUAUAGUGAAGAAGAGGAAUUCGAUGCUGAUGAAAUGAUGUAA
Messenger RNA from Candida albicans SC5314, 1263 nucleotides. RefSeq names its product ubiquitin-protein ligase peroxin 2 (gene PEX2). The transcript has a single exon. The coding region runs from base 1 to 1263 and encodes 420 amino acids. Gene Ontology annotation, molecular function: zinc ion binding. Gene Ontology annotation, biological process: protein import into peroxisome matrix. NCBI's taxonomy places the organism in Eukaryota, Fungi, Ascomycota, Pichiomycetes, Serinales, Debaryomycetaceae. Gene Ontology annotation, cellular component: peroxisomal membrane. The record is from RefSeq and is a predicted model, not a curated record.